Molecule: messenger RNA, 2208 nt
Organism: Magnusiomyces paraingens
Lineage: Eukaryota; Fungi; Ascomycota; Dipodascomycetes; Dipodascales; Dipodascaceae
Exons: 1
Coding region: 1-2208 (735 amino acids)
Biological process (GO): translation; translational termination; nuclear-transcribed mRNA catabolic process, deadenylation-dependent decay
Cellular component (GO): translation release factor complex
Molecular function (GO): GTPase activity; translation release factor activity; GTP binding
Source: RefSeq, a predicted model, not a curated record
AUGUCUAAUCCUAACCAGAACUCUGACGAGCAGCUUGCUCGCGAUUUCCAGAACCAAGCAAACAUUGGUGACCAACAGCAGCAAUACGGUCAGUACAGCCAGCAGCAGCAGCAACAGCAGCAGCAGCAGCAGUACGGCCAGUAUGGUCAGCAGCAAUCCCAGUUCUCUUUCAACCCGGCCGCUUCUUUCACCCCAGGCCAAGGAUACCAACAGUACUCUAACCAAGGUUAUGGCGGCUACAAUCAAGGAGGCUACCAAGGUGGCUACCAGGGAGGAUACCAGGGCGGAUACCAGGGAGGCUACAACAAUAACUACAACAACAACAACAACUAUAACCAAGGUGGCUACCGGGGCGGCCGUGGUGGUGGCCGUGGUGGCCGUGGCGGAUACAGAGGUGGUCGCGGAGGCUACAACAACUACAACAACUACAAUAACAAUUACAACAACAGAGGCUACGAUGAGCCCGAAGAAAAGACAAUGACUCUGGAGGAAUACCAGCAGCAAAGCCAAGCCGAUCUUAAUGCUCCGAUAAUUAUGGGAAGCAACAAGAAGACCGCUUCCACAACUACACCUGCCGCAAAAACAGUUCUGAAAAUUGGUGAAAAGGCCGAGCCCAAGGCUGAGGCUAAGCCCGAAACUAAGGUUGAGUCCAAGGCUGAAACUAAGGUUGAACCCAAGGUUGAAGCUAAGGAGGAACCUAAGGUUGAGGCUAAGGAGGAACCUAAGGUUGAGGCUAAGGAAGAACCCAAGGUUGAGGCCAAGGUUGAAACCAAGGCUGAACCCAAGGCUGAGGCUAAGGCUACUCCCAAGACCGAGUCUAAAAAUGAAGCUUCCAAGCAGGAUGCUGAUGCUCUCAUUAAGCAACAAGAAGACGAAAUUGACGAGGAAGUUGUUUCCGAUCUGUUUGGUGCAAAUGAAGGUAAGGACCACGUUUCCAUCAUCUUUAUGGGCCAUGUCGAUGCCGGUAAGUCUACCAUGGGUGGUAACAUUUUGUUCCUGACUGGUGCUGUCGACAAGCGUACCGUUGAGAAGUACGAGCGUGAGGCCAAGGACGCUGGUCGCCAGGGUUGGUACCUGUCAUGGGUUAUGGACACCAACAAGGAAGAGCGUGCUGAGGGUAAGACAGUUGAGGUCGGCCGUUCAUACUUUGAGACAGAAAAGCGUCGUUACACUAUUUUGGAUGCUCCUGGUCAUAAGAUGUACGUGCCUUCCAUGAUUGGUGGUGCUUCUCAGGCCGAUAUCGGUGUUUUGGUUAUUUCUGCUCGUAAGGGUGAGUACGAGACUGGUUUCGAAAAGGGUGGCCAGACCCGUGAACAUGCUAUUUUGGCCAAGACUCAAGGUGUUAACCGUCUUGUUGUUGCUGUCAACAAGAUGGAUGAUCCCACUGUCCAGUGGUCCAAGGAACGUUACGAUGAGUGUAUCACCAAGCUUGCCAACUUCUUGAAGGGCACUGGCUAUAACCUUAAGACUGAUGUUUUCUUUAUGCCUGUUUCUGGUUUCACCGGUGCUGGUCUUAAGGACCGCAUUUCCAAGGAAGUGUGCCCAUGGUACGAUGGUCCUUCGCUCCUCGAGUACUUGGACUCUAUUAAGCUUGAGAACCGUAAACUCGAUGCUCCCUUUAUGCUGCCCAUUUCAGGCAAGGGUAAGGAUCUCGGUACCAUUGUCGAGGGUAAGAUUGAGUCUGGUUCUAUUAAGAAGGGUCAGCAGCUGCUCAUCAUGCCUAACAAGACUCGUGUCGAAGUACUUUCUGUUUUUAAUGAGACUGAGGCUGAAGUCAAUGGUGCUGUAUGUGGUGAACAAGUCCGUGUCCGUGUCAAGGGCAUUGAAGAAGAAGAUGUCCAGAUUGGGUUUGUUCUUUCGUCACUCAAACACCCCGUCCACACGGUGACUCGUUUCGAGGCCCAAGUUGCCAUUGUCGAACUUGACUCGAUUCUUGCCAAGGGUUUCCAAUGCGUUAUGCACGUCCACACGGCCAUUGAGGAGGUUCAGUUUGUCGAGCUGCUGCACAAGCUUCAGCGUGGCACCAACCGUAAGUCCAAGAAGCCCCCUGCUUUUGCCAAGAAGGGUAUGAAGAUCAUUGCCGUCUUGGAAACUACGGACCCUGUGUGUGUUGAAACUUAUGACGACUUGCCACAACUUGGUCGCUUUACUCUUAGAGACCAAGGUAUUACCAUUGCAAUUGGCAAGAUUACCAAGCUGCUGAAUUAA